GUUAACUUGUCUUCGACUCUAUUUCACGGUGUCUGCACUUUCUUUAAUAGAAAUCUCACUCCCUAGGGAUAAACUUUUGGUACAUCUACGGUUAUUUGUCAACUUUUUGUACGUUAUGGUUGGAAUGUUUCUUUUUUAUGGCCGUUGUCGUCGCUUUCGAUGUGUUGGGAGUUAUUUUGCCGCUGUAGAGUGAUGGAGGUGUGCAGGUGAGGGCGCGCGGCGGGCGGCGCGGAUUCCCUGCGUCCGCCCAUGGCCUCUGCUUUUACCCUCAGAUGGGCGGUGCAGUGGUUGGUGACCGCGUUGGCCUGGAGUUCACUAUGCGGCGCGGGGCAGGUCCACAGCCCCGGGCUGGCCCCAUCGCUGGCCCCACCUUGUCCCACGCACUGCAUCUGUCUCUCUCAGUCGCAGGUGGUGUGCAACAGCGCCACGCUUCGCGGCGUGCCUUCGGCUCUGAGUCCGAGCGUCACGCAGCUGUCGCUGUCACGCGCGGACCUGCGCGUGCUCCGCUCCGACGCCUUCGCUCACUUGCGACAGUUGCGCCGGCUCGCGCUCGACGCCUGUAAUCUCACGCGCAUACGUCCUUUUGCAUUCCGCGGUUUGCCACGUCUGCGAGAGCUCUACAUACAACACACGCCGCUCGCGACCGUCGAUGCAUUUGCGUUUGCAGCUCUUCAAAACAUAUCUUCUAUCGUACUGACUCAUAACAGGAUCGCUCAAAUCGAGGGCUACGCGUUCGCAGGAACAAACUUCAUAAAACUAAUUUCCUUAAAGAAUAAUCCAAUUAAACGAAUUCUGGCGCACGCAUUCUCGGGAUUAAAGGACGUCGUUCAAGUAGAACUCCCUUCAGGAAUAAGGUCAAUUGAACCGAUGGCAUUUGCAGAUUUAGAGGGUAUUGGAACUUUAGAGUUAGCAUACAUGGACCUGCCAGCAGUGGUUUCGGAUACUUUUCGUGGACUAACACGAGUUGGACGGCUCGGUCUUCGCGAGUCAGAUCUCGGGGUGAUACGCGUGGGCGCUUUUGAUGGCCUGCAGCAUGUUGAUGUUUUGGAGAUGUGUAAUAACAAAAUAGAUGCAGUAGAAGAGCUGACGCUGGUGCAGAAUAACAGCGUGCAGACUUUCAGACUGACAGGUAAUCAUAUGUUACUGACACCAGAGUCGGUGAUGCUGGAAGUGGAGAACAUCGUUAUAAAAGGAAACCAUUUACCAUGUGAUUGUGGACGGGAUCCCUUGGCUAAUCCGCUGGCGUUGACUCAAGAAUUCGCAGAGGAAAAUUUCUGUAUUUCGCCUCUGAAAGUUAGAGGGCGAAGUUUAGCAAGCGCGGCGUCAGGCGGAGCGGCGUGUCGCGGGGAGGCGGGGGGUAGCGCGCGAGCACGCGCCGCCGCCGGCGCCGGCACGCUGCUGGGCGACUCCCUCGCACUCCCCAACCUGACUCUCACAGUCACCAUCAUUACUCUUCUCGCGAGUAGCUAACCGCCCUCGGUGUUCAAUUAUUGUGUAUCCAUUUGUAAAUAUUGUAAUAUAUCUAAGCGAGUAUAAUGAUGCGAAGUUUUACAUUGAAAGGGUCCGUUCAUUGAGUAUACGUUGGACCAUGAAUAAAAAAUUUG
Messenger RNA from Plodia interpunctella (Indianmeal moth), 1604 nucleotides. RefSeq lists its product as uncharacterized. The transcript has 4 exons. The record is from RefSeq and is a predicted model, not a curated record. Bases 250 to 1470 code for a protein of 406 amino acids. NCBI's taxonomy places the organism in Eukaryota, Metazoa, Arthropoda, Insecta, Lepidoptera, Pyralidae. Gene Ontology annotation, molecular function: protein binding.